AUGGCAGCAAGUAGCCUCAGGUGCAUUGCAUUUGCUUAUAAGCAAAUUGAACCAGAAAAAGUUCAAUGUGAUGAAGAUGAUUUGACCUUGCUCGGGAUAGUUGGCCUAAAGGAUCCCUGCAGACCAGGUGUAAAAAAGGCUAUUGAAUCAUGUAGAAUGGCUGGGGUGCAAAUCAAGAUGAUCACGGGAGAUAAUGUGUUUACAGCAAAGGCCAUAGCUACAGAAUGUGGGAUACUUUCAUCUGAUCAAGAACAUGGUGUUGGCGAAGUUAUAGAAGGCUCUGAGUUCAGAAACUACACACCAGAUGAGAGAAUUCUCAAGGUUAAUAACAUUCUUGUAAUGGCGAGAUCAUCCCCAAUGGACAAGCUUAUGAUGGUACAAUGCUUGAAACAGAAAGGUCAUGUGGUAGCAGUAACUGGAGAUGGAACAAAUGAUGCACCAGCACUAAAAGAAGCUGAUGUAGGCCUUUCCAUGGGAAUUCAAGGCACUGAAGUAGCCAAAGAAAGCUCCGAUAUCAUUAUCUUAGAUGAUGAUUUUGCAUCCGUGGCAACCGUAUUGAAAUGGGGUCGACGCGUUUAUAACAAUAUCCAAAAAUUUAUUCAAUUUCAACUCACCGUCAAUGUUGCAGCCCUUGUUAUCAAUUUCAUUGCAAUAGUUUCUGCUGGUGAUGUUCCCCUAACCACGGUGCAACUUCUGUGGGCGAACCUCAUAAUGGACACAUUGGGGGCUCUUGCACUUGCUACAGAAAGACCAACAGAUGAGCUUAUGCAUAAACCCUCGGUAGGUCGAACCGAGCCUCUAAUCACAAAGAUUAUGUGGAGAAACCUCUUGGCACAGGCCAUAUACCAAAUAACCAUACUCUUAACCUUACAAUUUAAAGGUAAAUCAAUCUUUAAUAUGGAGGAGAAGGUAAAUGACACAAUGAUUUUCAACACAUUUGUGUUUUGCCAAGUUUUCAAUGAAUUUAAUGCAAGAAAGUUGGAGAAGAAGAAUGUGUUCAAAGGGAUUCAUAAGAACGGUCUGUUUCUUGGAAUCAUUGUAGUAACUCUUAUUCUACAGGUUGUGAUGGUAGAGUUUUUAAAGAAAUUUGCAGAUACAGUGAGGUUGAAUUGGGCUCCAUGGGGAAUUUGUAUUUUACUUGCAGCUUUUACAUGGCCACUUGGAUGGAUUGUGAAGUGCAUUCCAGUUCCUAAAAUGCCAUUUCUAAUUUACUUCAAAUUUUCACAUACACCUUCAUGA
Molecule: messenger RNA, 1239 nt
Organism: Fraxinus pennsylvanica
Lineage: Eukaryota; Viridiplantae; Streptophyta; Magnoliopsida; Lamiales; Oleaceae
Source: the annotation of a GenBank genome assembly